CAAAUGCCCCUAAACCUCUAUAGGGAGGAUUGUCCAUGUGCCGAUGCACAUUUGUGGCGCCUGCCUGUACCUUUCCUGAGUACACAAGGGUUGAUCCUGCUGCCUUUUCUUUCAAGCCUCUGAGAAUCAGCACAUCUCCUUAGGUAGCAAAGUGUUGUUCCUUCCUUCUCUGUUUUCAGUUGGAGGGGAGCGUUCAUCCUCCCUUCCCAGCCCUUACAAUCGACGCACAGCAUAGGUAGGCUCAGUGCCGGGAAGAAGCCAAAGGAAUGGAAUUGGCCAUCCCUUUGUUGUGAGGGGCAAUAUGUGCCAUAGUGGCUGGGGGGCAUGUGCUUGGCCUCAGUGUAGGAGAAGCUGAAGUUGACACAGGGUGUGAAGGCAGCAUGAAGAGAGAAAAGGACCUGGGACACUGCACUGAAAGUGUGUGGUUAUGUGCAAGGCCACCGUGCACCCACUGCCUCCCUUCUUCCCUGUGGUGGGUCUGUUCAGGGCAACCAUUGGUGAAGUGGCUGACUGUGCGAAGUUUUGUGCGGCUGUGAUCCAGCAGGGACAGGAAAGCGGCGUCUCUUGUCACUCUGGCAAGGGCAGGUGCUGGCCUUUGUGUAAGAGCAGUGUCUUCUCAUUAAAUGAAAGGCUGCCCUAAGGCAAAGAACAAAGUGCAUUUUCUCCGAGUUUCUGUGGCUGAAGCUGCAACUCCUCUGUGUCCAAAUUGGUAACAUCAAUUGAAGGUACCUGCAUCUACAGAAGGAGCUUCAGUUGCUGCAGGCAGAGUUCUGCCUCCUUCAAGUCAUCCCCUCCUGUUCCUUUAGCAGUCUGUUGCAAAAGCAAGUCUAUUAACUUCUGCCAGAGGCUUGAAGACAAAAAUCAAGACAUAAAAUAAUCUAUAUUUUCUCUAAGUAUUGAACCUGGUGUGGCUUUCCUUGGAGCUCCCUGGCCUUCUGCUGCUCUUCAAGUCCCCCUGCUCUGGAAGAGUCAUGAAGAGAAAGAAUAUGAUGCAGAACAGAGAUGCAGAGACCAAGCCAAGGGGCUAACCUCUACCAGAGGCUGUCUGCAGUGCGUCCCGUGGAGCAUGUCCUGUCUGCAAGGCUGUCCAACAGAGCCUGUGAUGGUCAGACAUGCUGCUGCUGGUACAAAGAACUGAGAGCCAGGUCAUAGGGAGAACCUGUGCAGGAAGCUUGGGGUAGCCAAGCCGUAGCAGAACAAGUGUGAGAUGUUGAUCCCCAAGUUUCUUUUGAAAGUAAACAAUAUUUAGGAACAGGAUUUUCCUGGUACUUGGCAUCAAGAUCAGCUGUCUAGGAAAAAAAAGGAGGUAUGAGGGUAGAAGUGACAGUCUCUAGAUGAUAGAUUUGCUUCCAGUUAGGAUAUGGUCUCCUUUUUUAAGUCCCUUAAAAAUUGGUUUAUGCCUCAGUGGUAGGAAAAGUAAAGAAGAUGGUAGUUGCUAACUCUGGUUUCCAUUAGAAAGUUGCUCCCAGAGAAUGAUCAUUUCCCAGCAGUUCUCCUAGAGGAACAUGGGGUCAUUCCAGCGCUGCUUCAGCCUGUUUUGUGCAGUCAUCUUGCCCCCAAAGCCCUGCUGCUGCGGAAAGUAUUUCUAGUUCAAACAUGGUUAGUCCAGCAAGGCAGUGGUGGUGUGGAGCUCGCUCUGCCUGGAGCAGUUUUGGGUGCAUCUGCGAGUGGUGUAACCUGUAGUGGCAGUUAUAGGACUGGGCUUCUUGCAGUCGCAGGUGAAACAUUUUCUUUAAUGGAAAGCAGAACUAUCUGGGUUAAAUCCCACCAAAUGGAGGUUCAGGUGUGAUGCUUUUAUGUCCCUUCCCCCACCAGAGAGCAAAGACUGUCUGUCUCUCUGCAACUUUGGCAGAAGCCAAAGCUGGGUAGAGGAACAAACUAAAAGCCUGGUGGGAAGCUGGAGAAAGGGCAGAUGUGGCACUGGGUACCUGGUACCACAGUUUGACCUCUGCAUGGUCCUCUGGCUACUGCCAGGGAGGUGAAGGUGUUGCUGCCCAGAUGGAUGGCCAGGUUGUGUAGGGGCUCCCAGCCAGGGGAGAUAGGAAGGAGACUGGGGGCAGAGGGUCUUGGACAGUAACCAGGGCUGUGGUGGGAGUGAUGGUGGCCGCAGCAGGUGGUUCCAUGUCAACCAGCAGAUGGGGUUGCCACUGAGAUGCUGGGUGGCCAGUAGCAGGGCAGAGAAGGUUGUAAUUCAGGUGAAGAUCAUUGAGAUCCAUCAGACCCCUUAGAGCACCUGGCUGGAGCUUCACCCUGCUGUACCCCAGGUGGAGGGCAGUGAUGUGCAGAGGGUCUGGGAAGAAGCCAGCCUGUGUAGGUGGGGAGGUGGCAGUGAAGGCAGGCUGGUGUUGGGGUGGUGGGCACAGCACUGCCAGACACAGCAGGAACAGCUUGAGGGUCACAAGGGCCUGGCAGGGGCAGGAUGAAGACAACCAGCCAGGCACUGCUCCCUUCACCUGGCCCUCCCUGAGGCCAGCUCCCACCCCAAAAUACAUCUCAGUGAUUCUGUGGAUGUCGCUAAUCUCCCAAGGGUGAUCCCUGCCAGCCUAGGACAGCUUCAUCCUCUCUAAACCUACAUCUCAAAUGAUCAUUUCUGGACAGCAGAAUGGAGAUGAACGUGAGAGCCAGUCUUUCCAAGCAACUCAUUGCAUCUGUGUGGUUGGAUGCUCACCCUGUGUCGCUAAGCAUCCCUGGGAGCCUGAGCCGGCUAAAGGCAAUGGCCAGCAAGGCUUUGGCCAGCUGGCUCGCAGACCCACAGAAUCAUCUAGGUUGGAAAUGACCUUUAAGAUCAUUGAAUCCAAUCCUGGUGGGCCUGUCCAUCGCCCACAGGUGACACUGGGAUGGGACAUACUGGUUGUGGCAGCUGAGAUUGCUGAAUAGGGGAAGGGCUAAAAGGAGAGAGGGGCAUUAGUAUCGGAUCUUCCAGAUUUUCAUCAGGCUGCAGAUUUGCUCACACUCCUUUUGAGAGUAAAAUGCCGAGCCGAAAAAUGGAAAUGACAGAUCUGGGGAGGAAAACAAAGGCCUCCUGCAAGCAAACGUUGCUUCACACAAACAAUUGCUGCCCCUGGCCUCUUCGAAACAGGCAGAGAAGCAAAAUCAGAAGAACUGGGAGGUGUACAUGUGGCACAGCCCAGCAGCCCGGUUUGCCAGUUGCCUUUCUCUUUCCCGUUGCUCAGGCUGGCCGCUGCAGCAGCAGUUUUGGCUGGAUGUCACCUUUUCUGCCCCACACUUCCAUAGCUCCUGUGACUUAAGCAGGCAGGAAAGAAAAGAUGGAGGCUAGGAAGCAGCAAGUGCAAAAUCCAAACGGGCUCUGACCAGGCUGAUGCUGCCACACACCAGGCUUUGGGUCCCCAGCAUUGGCAUUCCCCGCCCCUGUGAGGCGACGGGGAGGCAAUGUCUGGGUCACUGCUCUCUCUCCAGAGGUGCUCUACCCUUCCUAUCCCCCCUCCUCCUCCUUCUUCUCCUCCUGCAAAGUAUUUCUGGCUCAGUCCAGCGAGACGCUGGGAAAGCGACACAAUGGGGCCCAUUUAGCUCUCGCUUCUGGGAGAGCAAACACUGGUGCAGGAGCUCGGCAGUUGCUGGAUGGGGCUGGAGGACACGUUCCCCUCUUUCUUUGCCACCUCUCGAAGAGAAGGUACCCCCCAUUUCCAGCCAUAGGUGCCCUCCACCAUGAAGUUGUCCCAGGGGUUCCUCCUGCUCCUAGCAGCCAUGGGGCUGGGAGCUACAGCUGCCACCCGCUGCCCUGCACCCUGUGUCUGUGACAACCUCCGUGCCCACGUCCUCUGCCUCAAUGUGAGCCUGAUGGCCAUCCCCAGUGCCAUCCCACAGCUCACCAAAAACCUGGACCUUUGGGGCAACAGCUUCACAGUUAUCCCAGCAGAGGCCUUCCUCGCCACCCCGUACCUCACGCACUUGGACUUGCAGCACUGCAAGGUGGAGAAGCUGGAAGAAGGGGCUUUCCGGGGGCUGGGGAGGCUGGUCUAUCUCAACCUGGCCUCCAACAGCAUAGCCUUCCUCUACCAGGAGUCCCUGGAUGGGCUCUCCUCCCUCCAGCAGCUCAUCCUGGAGGGGAAUCGCAUUGAGGAGAUCCAACCAGGAGCUUUUGGCCAUCUGGGGUCCCUCACCAUUCUCGACCUGAGGGCAAAUGCCUUGGUCUACCUCCCAGACAUGGUCUUCCAGGGUCUGCAGGCCCUCAGGUGGCUCCGGCUGUCCCACAAUGCCCUUCACGUGCUGGGUAACGAGGCCUUUGCCGCACUGCCCACCCUGCGCAGGCUGAGCCUGGACCACAAUGAGCUGCAAGCGCUGCCCAGCGAGGCCCUGGCCAGGCUUGAUGGGACCACCCGGCUGGACCUGGGCCACAACCCCAUCACCUACCUGGCUGAGGAAGCCUUGGCCAUGGCCUCAUUGAAGCACCUCUUCCUGGACCAUGCUGCCCUCCAGGAUGUGGCACCUGAAGCCUUUGCCCAGAGCCCCCAACUGCGCACGCUGGACCUCCGCAAAAACCAGCUGCAGGGGCUGCCACCCCUGGCUGGGGCGAGGGCACUGGUGACCAUCAUCCUGACUGGGAACCCUCUGCUCUGCUCGUGCCGCCUGCGCCCCUUCCAUGCCUGGCUGGCAAGGGCACGGGUGCAGGCAGAGGGGGCCUGUGCUGCACCCCCUGCUCUCCAUGGCCGGCCUCUUGACUCCCUGAGGCCCUCUGAGAUGAUGUGUGGCCGCCCUCAGCCACCCCCUGGCCCCACCGUACCACCGGAGCAGCCAAGGACAGCUGGCAAUGGACAAUGCCCCCAGGGAUGCACCUGCUCUUCUGAUUUCCGUCACGGAUCCUGCGAGAAGAGGAACCUGCAGGAGAUCCCCCGGGGCUUCCCCAAGAACACCAGCCUCCUCAACCUAGGCCGAAAUGCCUUCAGGACGGUGCCACUGGGUGCCUUCCCUGGCCUGAAGGAGCUGGUGUCUCUCCAUCUGCAGAGCUGUGGCAUCGAGGUGCUGCACCCUGGGGCACUGCGGGGGCUGGAGAGCCUGGUCUACCUCUACCUGACCGACAACCGCCUCUCCACUUUGGCGGCUGCUACCUUCAAGGGGGCCCCACGACUGGCCUACCUCGAUCUGGACCACAAUGCCUUCACCCACCUGCCUGCAGGCAUCUUCCAGCUCCUGCCCAACCUCAUCUCCCUCCACCUGCAGCACAACGCCAUCAGGGAGUUGGUGGAAGGUGACCUGGCAGGGGCGAGAGGAUUGCGAUGGCUCUACCUCACCGGGAAUGCCAUCGAGCGCAUUGCUCCCACUGCCCUGGCUCCUGCCAAGAUGCUGGAGAAGCUGCACCUGGAGGGCAACCGCCUGGUGGAGGUGCCCACGGUGGCCCUGAAGGCCCUGUCUGCCCUGAGUGAGCUGAAGCUGUCCCGAAACCCCAUCAAGUACAUGGGGGAUGGUACCUUCCUACCUGUGGCCUCCAGCCUGCAGCACCUCUACCUGGACAAUAUGGGCCUGGAGCAGAUUUCCCCUGGUGCUUUUGCUGGCCUUGGUCCCAGGAUCAGAAGCCUCUACCUGGAGAGCAACAAAAUGAGCAGCAUCCCCAACAUGAACAACUUCACGGGGCUGGAGAUCCUCAACCUGAGGGAUGUGCCUUUCCACUGCGACUGCCAGCUCCUUCCCCUGCGCCGGUGGAUUGACAAACUUAACCUCCGUGUAGGAGCCACUUGCGCAUCCCCUGCAGAAGCCCGUGGGCUGAAGGUGAAGCUUUCUACUACUUUCCAGACCUGCCCUGGCUGGGGCCGAGGUGAGGCUGAGGGAGCCAGUACUGACAAGACCAAGGCUGCAAGCAAGCCCAGCAAGAAAAAGAGAUCGGGAAAACCACCAGCCAGGGGAUUCAAGAGGAACAGAGCUUAGCAAAAGCAUGCAGGAUGCAACAGGGCCAUACGUAGAGUGUGGUGAGAGCAGUUUUUCUACACUUGUCCUCAACAUGGCGACAUGGAUAUGACAGUAGGUGUGACGGAGAGAGCCUGGUGUCAUCAAAGUGAUGCCAAUUUGCAAGAGAUGCCAGGUUUAUUUUUGCAGGACACAGGCAUAUUACCCUAGAAAGAACAGGUACAAAAAGCUGCUGUAGCGUUUGCAGUCUGCUUUGAUGACUCCAACAAGGCCAAAUAUUUGGUUAUUCUUCCCCAAGCUCCCUCCAGCCAUGCGGAAAAACUGGAAUCUUCAAGAAGUUUGUUUCUGUUUUUAAGAGCAUUGUGCUCUCACGGCUUCAGAAAGGAUUAAAGAAAGACUGGGAAUGCAAACAGCAUCACCACAAGAUCCUGCGCUGGCUCAGAUCUUAGAGCAGAAAAGGUCAAAAUCAUCAUCCAUGAAAACAUUGCCUCAAUUCCCAGCAGCUCCUCAGAAUUAAAAUAUAAGCAGAUCAAAACUUUCCUGUUUCCUGCAAAAUUGGAUCACUAGGCUGAUGGAUGAUGCCAUUUGUAGGCAAUGUGCUCAACCUGUUUUAGACAGCAGCCCAGGUUGGGAUCAUCCCCCACCCCCAAUCCCAGUGGGAACACAAGGUGAUUCUUGUUUUUAAAGGCAGGAGUUUGUUCAAAGUGGGAAGGCCUUAAAUG
Cuculus canorus (common cuckoo) is the source of this 6581-nucleotide messenger RNA. RefSeq names its product chondroadherin like (gene CHADL). Gene Ontology annotation, molecular function: protein binding. Lineage: Eukaryota; Metazoa; Chordata; Aves; Cuculiformes; Cuculidae. Gene Ontology annotation, cellular component: plasma membrane. The transcript has 5 exons. The record is from RefSeq and is a predicted model, not a curated record. Bases 3667 to 5880 code for a protein of 737 amino acids.